AUGGCGUCGCCUUCGUCAGGAAGCUUUCAGGAGCAGCGCCGGUGGCUAGUGGUGGGUAUUGCUCUUCACCAUGUCCUUACUCCAUGCCUCAGAGAUAAGAUCAAAGGUGAAUUGACUCCAUUCUACCAGCAUCUGGUACGACACUGCGGUCUGGAUAAACAAACGUACCCAUCUUUCAUGAAGAAUAUUCCACCGUCCACGGUGAACUUGAACUAUGAAAGUAUCAACAAUAACCACACUGCCACGCACCGUAGCCACUACGACUACUGUGUAAGGGAUGAGGUGUCUUUGGCCAAGCUGUUUAUGAAACCUUUCAUGGCGACGUUCAAUGCGUUUGACAGUUCCUUUGACUCUUCAGCAGCCCUAACAGUUCUUAAUCAAGCUCCUCCAUUCACGUCGGUCAAACCGUUCGCUGAGGAUGUUAGGUCAAACGUUCGUAAUGAAUGGGCCCAUUGUGAUUUCACAGCUUGGACGCAGGGACAUUAUGACACAUGCUUUGAUCAUAUGGAGGCCUUACUUAAAAGCCUAAGUUUACCUCUCGUCGACGAAGCAAAAGCUUUGGAUACACUGAAACUGUGGAGAAAACAAGGUAAAGUGAUUAUAUUGGCAAGCGACUUCACUGUCAGUUUUGUUGCUAAUAAUUUAUUUAAGCAAUAGACCACACUUUCUAUGGGUUUUUACCGGUGUGAUAACCCACUUGGGAUGUUGGAAGAACACUCGAAAAGCUUGUAAAUCACGAGCUGAAGUGUUCUCCCAACAUCCCAAAUGGGUUAUCACGCCGGUAAACCCACAGAAGUGUGGUCUAUUGCUUUCAUAAAAAAACUUAAAGUUUUCUAUGAGUUUACCGGCACAAUAAACCAUAGGUUUUUAACCAAUCAGAACGCACGUACUAUCUUAGUUAUUUUAUAACAUGAUAGUAAUAGGCAAAAUCCAACAAACCUUCAUCCUACCUGUACGUCGUUCGAAACAGUUCUAACGUCAUAAGGCUUGUAUAUGUUUAAAAAAAUAAUGAUACCAUUCUCACUCAACUCAAUUGGAGCACUUUAGUUACUAUAAUAUAAAAAGCAAAUCAUGUAAAUCCAUGUUAAUCCAUAGUUCACCACUCCAUUGAUUUGUACAUCAAUAUGGCCCCCCGUGACGGCAUGUGACGGCUUCUGAGGAGGGGAGGGGGCGGUAAGCAAUCAAAUUCAUGAUGGUACUGACUUGAAAGUCAUAGUUACUUUCACAGUUACAUACUCUUCGCCAAUUAUUUUUACUCGCGUCUGAAUCAGUUCUUCUUUUAAAAGAAAAAUAAUAACCCCUAAUCAGCUGUCAUUGCUUGAAGGGAAGAUCCCGGGGGGGCGGGGGGGGGGGCAGUAUUGAAUAGCUCUUUCAAAAUGGACGGAGGUUAUUUUAACUUGUUGUUCGUUUAUAGCGUCACGUUCUACUAUAUGCCUAAUUCAAUAACAGUUGCGGCUUUGGCAAUUGGUCAGUGAUAAUUGGGUAGUGGGCACUUAUGUAUAUACGGAACUCGCUGCAAUAAUUUGCUUGAGUGACACCAAACAAUAGCAUUACAGUGCGCAAUUACAGUGCCCAAAGCAACCUUCACUGAAUCAGCUAUAUAAUAUAAUAUGGUUGCUAAAUACGACGCUACAACUCAUUUAGUAGGUAUAAAUACUGGACAUUUAGACAUGACUCGCUCUUAGUUCAGUCUUCGUAGACAAACGUGCUAAGCGAUGAUGGAACACUCAAGAGGUUUAUGGCCUGGGUGAAAGAUGUGUUCGGAGAAUGAUUAAUUGACAACAUUUCUCGCUAGGAAUUCCUGGAACAGAUGAAUUUCCCCCAAAAGUAAAUCUUGGGGUCCUCUUGUGCCUUAACUUUUAAUUAUAGUCACGUGACUUGUGACAUGACGCGGCGUGACCAAAACUUUACAAUGAAGGAAAUUUGCGAAUUAUUGGCACAUUUACUUAGUUUGGAUAAAUAAAUCGGCGUUUCUGAUAGAGAUAAACAUCAUUUACUUUCUAAGUUUGGCAAGAAUAUACUCGAAGUUUGAAAUUAAAGUUUUGAAUUAUUCAAGAUUAAGUUUGGCCUUUUAAAAUGAUGUCUGUCCUCAUAAUUUUUUUUUAUUGAAGUGCAAUGGACAGUCAUUCCAAAAGUGAAGUGUUAGAAAUAUUUAAUAUGACUAAGAAAAAUUUUAUCGCUUGAUUUCUUUUCUUAAAGCCGUCACCAAUUUGACAGUUCUUGAAGAUUUUUAGUAAAAUAGUCAGGUGACCUAUCACGUGACUUAACAGCACAAUAUUUAUACUUUAAAAUGUUAAGAACGAUGAGUUCUUUAUUUGUGCCAAAUUUCACAUUAGCUCCAUCCUGUUUCGAAGUUAUAGCCAAUAAAGCUUAAUUACCAUAGGUAAACUCAAAAUUGGCGCGGAAGAGGUUUUAAGAUUCCAACCUGAUUGUCGCUGUUAAUUCCUGGUAAACUAUGCAUUGCACUUCUUAACUCGCACAUUCCACGACUGGUUGACUUUGUAUAUAUUUCUGCAGUAUUAGUGGCCCCUUUUUUCUAUGACAUGUCCUCAUCUUUAACAGCAGUGAUACCUCGUACUGAUUUUUCUUUUGUAAUUAUAUAUUGACCAAAACGAUUCUCUGUUAGUAAAUUAAAACUGCAGCUUUUGGCCUCGUUCUCUUCAUCCGCAAGAACAACGUUUCCGAAUACUGAAAUUUCUAAAGACUCAGUUGAAAUACCUUAAGCGGUUCCUUUCGUUAAAGGUUGUACGGAGCCAGGCUUUUCCAUGAGAAAAAAAUGGAAACAAACAAAUAACUUUUCAUCUGAAGUUUAUGUUUACUGAGGAAAAUACCUCUUUCUACGCUCUAUACAUGCACUAUCAAGCUUGUUUACAGAGGUUCCGUCGUCAGGCACUUAGAAUCGCGAUUUUGUUUUCGCGUUUCAUAUUUUUGUGUCUAAGAUUGCUCUUGUUUCGUUUUUAAGUAACUGUUAAAUCACCUGCAAUGUUUUUCUACAGGGCAAGACAUAUGUCUUGGAAAGCCCCUUGACGACACUCUUCUUCAACUCGUACGGAAGGAAGUUCAACAACUAUCUGACUCGUUUGAUAAUCUGAAGGACGAAAACAGGCGCAUAUACGAUAUUCUUAGCCUUUUUAAAUCUGAGUUAGAUAAGGCCAUUGCCACUCUUCAAGAAAAGCAAGCUGAGUUAGAAGAAACUUGCAAAGAACUUAGGCAACAUAAAGAAAUGUUCACAGAGAAAAUGAGUGCCAAGGAUAAGGAACUGGAGAUGUGCCGGGAAAGUACGCAAGAAGUGCACCACCUCUGCAAACGUUUAGAAAUGAAAACGAGUUCUAUGCAGCAAGAUUUUGAUUUCUUAAAAACAGCGGUAAAAAGCUUACCACAUUCAGAAGAUUUCAGUGAUAUUGUAUUUGACGCCCCAGAGCAAACCAAGUGGUUUACGAAAAGAGAAAAAGAAAUUGAAAAUAUUGAAAACUGCCUUCCACUGAACGAACGCAAAGAAUUAAAGAUGGCAGCCAUUUGUGGUCUCGGGGGAUGUGGAAAGAGCACUCUAUCAUCUUACUUCGCUUGGAAACGUAAGCAAGAAUACGAAGGGGGCGUGUUUUGGUUCUCCAUGGAGGACGACAGAAAGUUUGAAAGCUCUGUAAGUGACCUCGCUCUGCGUUUAGGCAUUGAGGCAAAUUCAUUUGAUUUCACCCUGUCCAAACUUCUUUUGUGGAUCUCCAAGCAGGAAAAACCUUGGUUGAUGGUUCUUGAUGAUGUCGACCAACUAAAAUUCUCUGAACAAAUGCACAUGAUUCUGUCUGGUCGGUGGAAAAGACGAGCACAUGGCCACAUCCUACUUACCACAAGACGUGAAUCAAAGGAAGUGUGUAGUUCGGUGGAUCUUGAGCCAUCUUGCUGUCUUGAGGUUUUAUCCUUUUCAGAAGAAGAAGCCAAGAGGUUUCUUCGUGUCCGAUGUGGUGCCACCACUACAGGAAAAGAGGUGGAGUUAGAUGAGCUGGUGUGCGAACUUGGUUGUCUUCCUCUUGCAUUAGAACAAGCUGGUGCACACAUCAAAGCCCUUCAGUGUUCAAUCGCGGACGAUCUUGAAUCAUACAAAAUUCAGCGAGUGCAGUUAUUAAGUGAGCAUCCGCGUGCAAAACCAUUAUGGGAGUAUGAGUCACAAAACCGACUUGCAGUGCACACUACGUGGCUUUUAAACUUUGAGUACGUUAAAAAAUCACCGCAAGGCGAAUUAGCAUCUAAAUUUUUAGAAGCCUCAGCAUUUUUUGCACCAAAUGAAAUUCAGGAAGAACUUAUCAAUUGUGAACUGCUUUCUACUGAUAAAAAUUCUAAAAUUCUAUUGAUGAAAAACCAGAUCGUAGAGGUUUUGACCAAGUUUUCACUCUUCCAGAGGAAAAGCAACAGAACUCUUGCUUUGCACCGGCUGGUUCAGGAAGUAAUUCGCAACAAAAUGACCUUUCAAGAAACGGCCACCUCGAUGCGUACAGCCGUCAAACUUCUUCAUCAGGCUUUUCGAGAUUGUCCAUCGCCAGAUGAAGUCCUUGUUUGCGUCUCAUCAAGUGACCAAGAGCAACCGUCUGCUUUCUUAACAAACCAAUCUCGGUUCUAUUUGUGGUCCAAACUAACAACACAUGCUUCCGAGUUACAUCAGCAUCUAAAAGCAUUGCUGUACGAGGAAAACAUUGGUAGAGAAAUCAAAACAGUGGCGUUAACUAGUGAGACGUCUCGUGUUGUUUACGAAAAUGCCAUCCAACUUAGUGUGCAUGCACAUCAAGCAGAGGCCAUGGAAGCCGAAAGAUUAGCAUUUCGUAUUUUUGAUUCUUGUCCAAGUGCUGACGGGCGCAUUUCUAAGGAGGAUGUAACUAAACUAUUUCCUCACGUUUUACCUCUCUUUCAAGUGAUUCAAAAAACGGUGUUGUAUUCAUCUCGACGACCAGUGGAGUGUCCCAGGCUUUCAGGACAUGUCACCGAACACAGCCAUUUUGCUGAUGAACCACUUCCUUUCCGAGGAAAUACUCUUUACAAAGAAGGAUGCUAUAAAGAGGCCGUUGAAGUUUACUCAGAAGCCCUCGAAGCAUAUGAUGAAGGGAAGCAACCGGACCCUCGUUUGCUUAAUAAUCGAGCAACUGCGUAUCUCAAACUGGGAAAUUUUCAACAGUGUCUACAAGAUUCCGAGGAGUACAUUAAGAUUUUUCCCACUUGCUGGAAAGGAUACACGAGGAAAGCCUUAGCUCUCAAUGGACUUGGAUUGCGUUUUCCUGCCUUGUGUUUGGAGCCAUUGCCUACUACCGCGAUGAAAACAGUUGUCGUCGUUUCGAGCCAUUUGUUAACGUGUUUAAGGACCUAG
Messenger RNA from Porites lobata, 5350 nucleotides. The record is from the annotation of a GenBank genome assembly. NCBI's taxonomy places the organism in Eukaryota, Metazoa, Cnidaria, Anthozoa, Scleractinia, Poritidae.